CGUUCCACACACAUUGUUAAUAUCAACUGUUCUACAAAAUUAUAACAAUUUUAUAUUUAUUUCCUUAGCAAAUAUAAUUUAACAAAAUAAUAACCAUUCACUGCGAUAUAAAUUUUCUCGUCGUGAUGAUUAAUACCGAACCCGUGGUUCUUUGCCUUGACGGGAUUAUAAAAACAAGAUCACCAUUUAACUAUCAAUACUUCCUCUAUAGCGUUUAAAGAGACAACCCGUAUUUUUUGCCGUAAACCUAAAUUUAGUGUCAAUUGGUAUUAGAUAGUAUUUAAGCUGCCUUGUGAUAUCAUGUACAAAUAUAUACUAGGUUUUAUUUUAAUUAACAUUUUUGUAGCUGCAUUUCCAAACACAGACAUUAAAAACAACAUUAAUCAAUCCCAAGAAGACGAUUACGUUCAAGAACAUGACAGUCCAUUUUUACAUAAUGAAUUAAAAACGACUUUAACUUCAGAGAGACCUAUUUCUAAUUACGAAGUUACAGAAAUAGUUGUGGAUAUACCAGAUAACAGAACAGUAGGUCCGAUAAUUACUAAUUAUACAAUCCCCAGACCGCUUAAUACGGUUCCCAUCGUUACAGAAACAGAAAAUGUUAUUAACAAUGGAGAAACUGAAAGAGUUACAAUUUCUACAGACCACGAAAAAGAGGGAAAGAAGAACUACGUGAGUAUAUUUCAUGUGAAAGCUGAGUUUGAAGAUAAAACAGAGCAGACAACCCAAGUAGUAGAUAACCACCACGUGUCGCACGUAUCUGGUUUUAAAAAUUACUUACACACCAUCAAACAAGGAAUAAUAGAUGGAGUUAAAAGCAUAAUCGGCCGACACAAGGUAAAUUAUGACGAUUCCGAUGGUCCUUUGGGGUUUAUAAAUAAAUUACAUAAAAAAAGUACAGUUGCUGCUCAUCAGUUUCACGAUGUAGUCUUCGGACACUCAAGUCAUGAAACUAACUAAUUUAAUUGUUACUGUUCUAAUUUUAAUAAAAAAUAUAAGUGAA
Danaus plexippus (monarch butterfly) is the source of this 1003-nucleotide messenger RNA. RefSeq lists its product as uncharacterized. Lineage: Eukaryota; Metazoa; Arthropoda; Insecta; Lepidoptera; Nymphalidae. The record is from RefSeq and is a predicted model, not a curated record. The coding region runs from base 301 to 960 and encodes 219 amino acids. The transcript is spliced from 2 exons.